AUGGUCGAUGCACUUACAACGACUGUUCGCAAUAUUUGUAUCUUAAUAUUAUAUUAUUGGAAAUUUGUUUCCCUUACCGUCUCAUCUUCAAAUUCAGCAUUAGUAAUUAUGCAAAAUAAUCCAACUGCUUUUCAAGAUGCUGUUGCACGUGCGAGAGAAAUCGCACAAAAAUUGUCUGCAUCAGCACCUAAUUCGAAUUCACUUAAACGACCGAAUUCAGACGAUGACGUUGCAAAUAAACGUCCAGCAUUUGCUUCGUCAAAUCCAGCACUGGAUGCUUCAACGCCUGUCUUGCGUGCACAGCUAAUCGCACAACAGAUCAAUUCACAAUUAGGCGUGAAAGCAUCAAGCGAUUCGACACCACUUUCAAAUCAACUGACAUAUCAAGAAGAUUAUAAGAUUCCAGAUAAAUUCGUCGGACUUGUUAUUGGUAAAGGUGGGGAGCAAAUCGUUCGACUUCAGCAAGAAAGUGGAUGUAAAGUACAAAUCUCUCAAACCAGGCCAGAUCCUGCACCUGGCGGACCAAAUCCUCCUGAUCGUUUAGCUAACCUAUCUGGCACACGAGAAGCUAUUGAACGAGCAAAACGUAUUAUGGAUGAAAUUAUAACGAAAGGAAGAAUGGCCGAUGGCGGAUCAGGCAAUGUCAAUCCGUAUUCAAUGGGUGGUGCCAAUUCCAAAACGCUUGAUGUUAUGCUACCAUCUGCAAAAUGUGGUUUAGUCAUUGGUAAAGGUGGUGAAACCAUCAAAAGAUUAUCUGAAGAAUUCAAUGUUAAAAUGUAUGUUGUACAAGAAACUACGGACAUCGAUGGAAUCGAACAUAAACCCUUGAGAAUUAUGGGAGACCCAGAUCGAGUUGAACGUGCUAAACAAUAUGUACUCGAAUCAUUGUUGAAAACAGGUGGUAUACCUAAUUCAGGUAAUCGUUCGGGAGGGAAUCAAUCGGGCUCAAGUUCAUUUAAUGAAUACGGUUCACGAUCGGGUGGUGCACCUAUGACAGGUCCGUGUAAUGAAGCAACAUAUCAUGUGCCCUAUGAGAAAGCUGGAAUUAUUAUUGGCAAAGGUGGUGAAAAUAUCAAAGAAAUCAAUCGUAAAUCGGGAGCUUUUGUCGAACUAGAUAAAAGUCAUGUUCCACAAACAGGGAAUGUUUCUGAACGAGUUUUUAAACUACGUGGUACACCCGAUCAAAUCGUGAAAGCACAACAAUUAAUGUAUGAAAAAGUUGCCAACAGUGCUGGCGGCUCAGGAGACAUGUUAACACCAAUUCUAUUUCAACAACAAUUCAAUUUGCCAUUAGUUGGAUCCAAUCCAGUUGAUGGUUGGAAUGGAAGUAGUGACCCAUAUGGUAACGGUGCGAAUAACAACGAUCCUUACAGUCAAUGGUCGAAUGCAUUCGGACAAUGGCCACAAAUGAAUGCCUAUGAUCAAAGCUCGUCGACUAACAGCGGUGAUUCAUCUUCCACGAAUAAUUCAUCUGCUAUGGCUGGAAUGGAUCCAGCAUGGAUCGCUUAUUAUCAGCAAAUGAGCUACUAUAAUAUGAUGCAAUCGGGUAUGACUGGAACUACAUCAUCUGGAACAUCGACUAGUACGACAACAACAAAAGCCACAGACUCAACAGCAGGCACCAGUGAUACAAGCUCCACAGCAGCAGCAGUCAAUCCAACUACUGGACAAGCAGAUUAUAGUCAACAAUGGGUUGAAUACUAUCGUGCAAUGGGACAACACGAAUACGCCGAUGAAAUCGCCAAACAAAUGAAACAAUCUAGUUCAACUACGACGAAUUCGUUUUCAACAACUCCAGCUACUGAUACUACUCAAGCUUCAGCCAUGAUGAUGGGAAGUGGUCCUAGUUCUUGGGCAGCGUACGCACAACAGUGGGCUAACGCAGCAAUGUCAAAUUCGACCAAUGACUUUACAAAGCAACAAAAAAGUACGCCACCGCUUUUCACAUGGCGAUCUUCGUUUAAAGUUUUCCUUUACAAUCAUAGUCAUUUUUGUUCGGAUGAAAAGCGAACGAUUGGUGGAAAGAAUGCAUGA
This is a messenger RNA of Adineta ricciae, 2034 nucleotides long. The record is from the annotation of a GenBank genome assembly. NCBI's taxonomy places the organism in Eukaryota, Metazoa, Rotifera, Eurotatoria, Adinetida, Adinetidae.